CGUAAAUUCUCCUCGCAGCAGCCAGCAGGUGAGAGUCAAGCAUUACGUCUUCGUGCAAAGAGAACGUGUAGCGGAGCGCAGUCAUGGGGAAGCUUCAAGAAUUUGACAUUACUUUCGCCAACAAUAAGGUGGUUUACAGUCCGGGAGAGUCCAUCGGCGGAACUGUGAAAAUACGGCUGAGCAACUCGCUGCAAUACAAAGCCAUCAAAGUGAACUGUCAGGGCUCAUGUGGAAUCUCCAGCAAACUUAACGACACGUCAUGGACUAUUGAGGAGCAGUACUUCAACAGCACGUUGUCUGUUGCUGACAAAGGUACUUUGGCAGCAGGCGAACACAAUUUCCCUUUCCAAUUUCUUAUCCCAGCCGCAGUACCAACUUCUUUUGAAGGACCGUUUGGAAAGAUUACAUACCGUGUAAAAGCUGCCAUUGACACACCUCGCUUUACCAAGGACUACAAAGCCCAGAGGCCCUUCUACCUUCUCAACCUGCUCAACCUUAAUGAGGUGCCCGACAUUGAUACGCAUCAAACUAGCAUGGCGCCAAGAACCACUCGCUCCAAAGUUGGACUACACUUCACCAGGAAAGAGAGUGAAAAUGAAAGGUUACGACGGCUCAUGAACUACGCUGUGACCACUAAGAAAUUUAACUACCUCCUGGUGAAAUCCGGGACCCUAAUGCUGAAAGCUCGCAGUGACCUCAGGGGCUACAUCCCAGGUCAGGUCAUCAAGCUAGCCACUGAGAUCCACAACAAGUCUGGAAAAGACACAGGAUGUGUACUGGCAAGUCUCAUACAGAAAGUGACUUAUAAGACCAAGCGACAAAUGUUUGACCUCCGAACCAUUGCAGAAGUAGAGGGAGCCGGAGUGAAGGCAGGAAAACACGCUGAGUGGAGAGAACAGAUCAUUGUACCACCUCUUCCUCAGUCAGCUCUAACAGGUUGCAGCCUCAUAGAUAUUGACUAUUUCAUUCAGGUAGCACUAAAAUCUCCAGAAGCAGUUGUCACUCUGCCCAUCUACAUCGGGAACAUUGCCAUCAACCUAUCUCCAGCAGGGACUGUACCUUCCACUCCAGAUCACUGCGAUAUGGCAAUUGCACCCAAUGUAGCUGGGGUAACACCUAGCGCUCCUCCAGUUGAGGACGAUGAACAGCUGUAUGCAGUUGGCGCAGCCAGCGAGGAGAUCCCCACGAAGAGUCAUUCACAGCAAGAUUCCUCUGGUCAGCCUGUAACUAUGUCCCCGAGCGCUUUUAGCCACGCUCCCAGUGCAGUGCUGCCUCCUGGCCGCAGACAGCACAACAUUUCCGCCCCCUUGUUCUGUGUGUCAACCGGGGCCACCAUACCUUUCUUUACUGAGGGAGACCCCACGCCUGUGCCAACUUCUUGUUCUCUUAUCUUGCCUCCAGAGUACAGUAGCUGGGACUAUCCUCAUGAGCCUCCACCCACUUAUGAAGAAAGCUGCAGCAACACAAACUUCAGUUUAGACAGUGGACAAUAAAAGAAGUGAUGAAGCAACUUUUCUAAAGACUAAAGAAAGUAACGCAAUAUGGCAUCCCUCUUUGUUAAUAUCUGUGUCACAGAGCCCCCACCCAGUUAUGAAGAAAGCUGCGGUCGCAACUAACCUCAGCUUAAAAAGUGCACAAUAGAACAAGUGGAUGAUGAAGCACCGAACACAGCACCGGCUCAUGGAAAUACCCUUGUUGAAAUCAACACCAAUUUCAAACCACCAAAGAAUAAUGUGUCCUGGACAAGUAAAAAGGGAUCAUGAUGUUGCGAAAAUAUGAAAUGCCCUUUGAUCACUCAUUGGAUCAGACGAUUGUGGAGUUUCUUUACGAUUGUGGAGUUUCUUUACGCAGUUUCAAUGAAAAGUUAAGAAACGUGAUUUGACUCUUCUGCUUCGAGAAAAAGCAAUGUGAAACCAGAUGAAUUUUAUCUUAAUGUGCUUUAACAGCCACAUAGUCGCCAAUAAAGUGACCUGGACAGACCGCUACCUGAGACACUAUGAUUCUGUCCGGGGUCUUCCAUGCUCACAUGGGAAAACUGGAAUCUUAAUAGGAGACCUACCUUUGGCAGGAAUAUGUCCUAUCAUAGGUCUUUCUUUAUCUUACAGCCACAGAGGAUUUUUUCUUGGAUCCUGAGGGAGUACUAUGAAUGUAUAAUGUUCAUAUUUUUACCUGUGGAUAUAAUCACAGUCAGCAGUGCACAACCUUAGCGUUACUGUACAUUUAGUUUGACCUAAGUUUGUGAUGAAGACUGCCUGAGCCGCAAUUCUUUAGAGGCAGGUAUUGGUUGCAGAGGUGGGUAAUAAAGAGUUACAUUUACUCCGUUACAUUUACUUGAGUAUCUUUAUGAGAAAAAUGUACUUCUAAGAGUAGUUUUACCACACCAUACUUUUUACUUGAGUACCUUUGUGAAGAAGAAAGCUACUCUUUCUCCGCUACUUUGGGGUACACUAGUCGUUACAUUUUUCAUUCUACAUAUUAUUUUUUAUUUAUUUAUUUUUGCCAGCGAUGCCAACAGUUGCUCUCCCAGUUUUACCAAUGAGAUGUCGCAACAAUAAUCACACGACUCCAUUAUACCAAUCAGACUCAAGUUUGCCAUUCUAUGAUCACUCCAACCUGUUCAAUAACAUAAUGUCUUUAAAGCAAUGUUAAAUAAAAGUAUGACUAUUGCGCUGCCGUCAACAUGACUCGAAAGUGCGGAUUUUACCUUCUCUCCCACUUUAUAUUUGGCGACAAUUGACCGAGGAAAACUGGAGAUAUGAUCCUAUUAUUUUCAUAAUAGGAACAGUGAUGGAACUAUUUAACUAUUCAAACUAGGAACUAUUUUCUCCACUCAUGCUCUUUGGACGAAUGAUUCUUCCUGUCUGUAGAUUUUUUUCCUCUGGCCUGAAUAUUUUAUUUGUAUUUCUUUUGUUUAAUGUGGCUAUGUAAUAGGUCAUAGUACAGUAUUAUACUAACAAAAAGAGGGGAAAAAUACCAUUGUUUUAAAACACCAAAUACUGUAAGCAAUUACUCACAAUGUUACCAUGAUUUGAGUGUUCUUUUCACCAAAUACUUUUUUACUUGUACUUGAGUACAUUUUUUGGAUGACUACUUUUACUUACAUGAGUAAUAUUAUUUUGAAGUAAUGCUACUCGAGUAUAAUUUUUGGCAACUCUAUCCAUAUCUGCGCGGUUGACACUAAAGACAGCCUUCAUCACUGCUUGUCAAGGGUGUAGGUUUGCAGGGUGACGGUAGGGACAUAACACUACGAACACUGCUCAAAUUGUCCCCAUCAGCUUUUAAGCAACCUUAUUCGCAUUAAAAAAUGAUAACAGUCACAUAGGUAAUUUAGAUUGUCUUCCCAUAUAUUGUAAGGAUAGAAUUGGCCCUACCGUUAAUAAAUUAUUUUAAUUUUGUUCGGACCUACAUUUACCCCUUUUCACUUGCUGAAUAUGCCAGUCCAUUUUUCCCCUCAAACGCACGUUUGAUUGGCUGAUGACUUGCAUUUUUAAAAAAUGUUUAUUUUCCACAUUAUCUAUUAAAAACUUUUUUUUAUUUGCAGCCUAUGCAGACAUUUUUUCAGACAAUUAUACAUUAAAUAUAGUAGAGGUAAAAAAAAUUUUUUUUUUGUUGAGUUCAGCUGUGCUUGUGGACAAAAACAGUAGGAAGGUUCCAUUUUUAUUUUUGUUAAUUCCUGAUUAAGACUUUUUUUCAGUUAUAUUUAUUUAUUUAGACUAGGCAUGUCCAAAGUCCGGCCUGGGGGCCAAAUGCGGCCCGUGGUCAAAUUUAAUCCGGCCCCCAGCCUCUGUCAUAAAAUCAAUAAUGUCUGGCCCGCACACAGACUUAAUAAAUUGGUCAGCAGUACUGCUACCAGAAUAUGAAGUAACUUACACACUAAAUGCUGCUCAUCAUUUACCCACUAAAAGGCAGCAGCACUCUAAGCCAGGGGUUUUCAACCCAGUCCUCAAGGCACACUGUGGGUCCUGGUUUUUGUUCCAGCCGAUCCAGCAGAGACAGUUGAACCAAUGAGGCUUCUGCUAAAACAAGCCACACCUGACUGCAAUCAACUGAUUGCACUUGUAAAACACCAGAUUGGGGAAAAAGUGUUGUCAUCUUGUUUGGUAAGAAUGAAAUCCUGCACCCACAGUGUGCCUUAGUGGAAUAGGUUGGGAACCCCUGCUCUAAGCAACAUUACCCCGUGUGAUCCUUUCCUUUCAAUUUUCUAAAAUGACGAUGAUCAACAAAAAAAAAAAGAAAAUUGACUGCGACUGCCAACGUUCAAGGAUAGGUGGAAAUUGGACUAUUUCUUCAAUAAAAUACGCAACAACUGUGUCUGCCUCAUUUGCAAAGAGACAGUCGGUGUUUCUAAAUAGUUCAAUGUGAGGCGAUAUUACCAAACAAGACACGCUGACAUGUACGACAAGAUUACAGGAAAGAUACGCAGCGAGAAAUGUAAGCAACUUGAAGCUGGUAUAAUAUCACAGCAGCAGUAUUUCACAAGAGCCCGAGAGUCGAAAGAGAACGCCACAAAAAGGACGUCAGCCAAGGUCGGCCUCCCACAUUUUUAUCACACCAAAUCUGGCCCCCUUUGCAAAAAGUUUGGACACCCCAGAUUUAGACAGACAAUGUUGAGUACUCUUAAGGCAAAUGUUUAUUUUUUGCUUUCCUAGCUAGUUAAGAGAUUAUUAACAAGUUUUAUUUAUUGUGUAUGUUACAGUAUAUAAGUUAGUUCAAAUAUUGCAAUUUAAAUUUAAUAAAAUCCAGACAUUCUGAAGUUUUCAACAUUUUUCUUUUGUAGUUUUAGAAAACAAAGGUAUAAAUCGAACGAUGUAUCGCCUGAACCAAUACACAUGAGAGUAUCAGUCAAUGCAGAUUAAUUUUGUUUUGAUCGUUUAGCCUAUCAAUUGAUUCAGUUCAUAUUCGUGAGAAAUGUAGCCCUGACCCCUAUUCACCCAAUCUGUUUGGUCUUAUUAAUGUUCCAUCCUCACCAAAAAGUGUACAUGCAGGUUAUGCGGUUAUAUCGUCCCUACCAAUGUUGAGAACAAACCUACGCCCUUGCUGCUAGAUGAGUCGGUAAAUGAGCUCAAGGGCAGGAAGACCAGGUGUUAGUGUAAUUGAACUAGAAGGUGCAAAACUGAAUUCUGCUUCUAUUUUUGGUAAAUGCUGUGUGAGGCCGGUGAGUAGCCAUCCCUGUAGUAACAGAGAGAGUUGUGUCUGUAUUCACCAAUGUUGUCUUUGUUCAUGCUUCGAAAUUGAAAUAUUCCUACGUAAAAUGAGUUUCCUGCACAGGAUGGUAAAAUGCAGAGCUAAACAUGAGGUUGGUGGUUGAAACCCACAUAUAAUUGUCAAAAGUGAAAGGCCCACCUCUCAAUUCUAAAACAUCCAGACAUUAAUGUCAAACUCAGUAUAGUAUGAAAUACCUUAUAUUGAAUUUCAUUGAACCCACUUCAACCUGCCUUUAUAUCAUCUGUGUUUUCUUUUUGUGCUUGUUAUUUUUCACUUCUUUCAUUGAAAUUUUGCAUUUGUUUAAUCCUGUCAUGAUAUAUAUGACAUAGCAAUGUACUUUUGGGCAUGAGCCAAUGACUUUUAGUUAAUUUGAAUUUUAUGUGUACCAUUGGAAGAGCACUGAAGACCCACUGAUCUGAAUGUAAUGCUGCUGUAAUUUUCUUGCCGGCAAUUAAUUUCUUUGCCAAUUUAGACACAUAGCUACGUAUCUCAGCAGCAAAGAAUGUUGCUGUGUGGAUAUCAGCUACGCAUUUGAUGGAGUUAGUCUCUCUCUAUCUCUGGGAUUAUAGGUCAGAAUGUGCCCCUCAAUUAAAAAAAAAUAAUUAAUUAAAAAAAUACUUAUAUACCCACUGGAAUAACUGUAAGGACACAAUUUAUGUGCAAUUCCUAAGUUGCCAAAAGAAGUAGCCAUUUGAUCAGCUGAAAGGAUUUUUCUAAUCAUUUAUUUUGUUGGUCCAGUGAUAUGCUUUAUGAAUCACCUUUCUUGCACAGUUUUUAUACUCAGCAUCGUUCCUCACUUAUUGCCAAGGGGUAUCUGUUUUUGUUUUGUUUUGACUUAUAAUUGGUUCAAAGGUGCAGUAUGCACAUGCCAGUGGUACCAACGUAUGUAAUGUAUCAAAUGUGUGCAAUAGAAUAAUAAAGUUAUCUGAACUUUUGGUCAUCAGUGAAAAUGACAACUUAU
Corythoichthys intestinalis (scribbled pipefish) is the source of this 6166-nucleotide messenger RNA. RefSeq names its product arrestin domain containing 1b (gene arrdc1b). Bases 84 to 1493 code for a protein of 469 amino acids. Gene Ontology annotation, biological process: protein transport. NCBI's taxonomy places the organism in Eukaryota, Metazoa, Chordata, Actinopteri, Syngnathiformes, Syngnathidae. Gene Ontology annotation, molecular function: ubiquitin-like ligase-substrate adaptor activity; ubiquitin protein ligase binding. The record is from RefSeq and is a predicted model, not a curated record. The transcript is spliced from 9 exons. Gene Ontology annotation, cellular component: cytoplasm.